CAUAUCUAAGGACUUAUUUGAUUGGACAACAUGACACGACUUCAUUGUUACUAUAUUUAGAAACUGUUUCGGUUUGGAAAAUCCCUGUCCGUGAGAAGCAAACAGAUUUCUUUUCGGCUCAUAUCGCGCUUUCUGGAACGAACCAGUGAACGACAAAAUGGCGACGUUUGGUCAACCUAAUGCAAAGGAACAAGGCAAAGAAUCCAUAGUUGAUGAUUUCAUGUAUGGUUCUAAUGUCGCCAGUGCUCAUGUGUACAUACGGAUGGGCUUUCUGCGGAAGGUGUAUGGGAUCUUGACCACUCAGAUCCUCCUGACAGUCAUCGUCUCAGCUCUGUUCAUGAGCAAUGAGGGAGUCCAGAAGUACAUCCAUAGCAAUCAGUGGAUGAUGACUGUGUCACUGUUUGGAACAUUCAUUGCGAUAUUUGCCUUGAUGUGGAAAAGACAUGAGACACCAACAAACUACAUCCUGCUGGGCGUGUUUACCCUUCUGGAGGCAUACACAAUUGGAGUCAUUGUCACAUUUUAUACGGUCUCGUCUGUAAUUGAGGCCUUUGUGUUGACCUUGGGUGUCUUUGUGGCCUUGACCCUCUACACACUUCAGAGCAAACGAGACUUCAGUGCUUGGGGAGCAAGUUUGUUUUCAUUCCUAUGGAUCUUGAUACUGGCAGGGUUUAUGCAGAUCCUGUUCCCAUCUGUGAUGAUGGACAAGGCAAUUGCUGUGGGUGGAGCCCUCCUAUUCUCUCUCUUCAUCAUAUUCGACACCCAUCUCCUGAUGCACAAACUGUCGGCGGAGGAAUACAUUGUGGCUGCUGUCAACCUGUACCUCGACAUCAUCAACCUCUUCUUGCACCUGCUCAGGCUCUUCGGCGAGAGGAAAUAGUCCUCUUGUAGAAGGGGGUCUAUAUAUAUUCACGAUGUUUUUUCUGUAUGGCACGUGGGUUCACUACACCAUCAAAUCAAAGUAAUUAAUCUAAAAAAUAAUCAAGUUCCCUUAAACAGUGAUACUUUGAGAUAUUUUUUCUUGUGUAUGUUUUCCUUCAGUAGUUAUAUUGCCAGUCAGUUUGUGAAGAGCCUCAUGAUGGUGUUUUUGAAAACACAGAGCCAUGCAUAUUUUCAUCACAAGUAUUCGCCUGUGUGACCUGGCUGCUGGUGUGCGAUGUCAGUUGUCUUGCUAUCAACCACUGGUUUGUGGGCUACGUAAGGUGGCGCUGGAGAAGUACUGACACUGAAAGUAAUGCUCUUCUACGUCCACUGACUUCCUCUUUGCCAAGUAGGACAAGAGGAAUGGAUUUAUAUGCCAGUAAUGGAAACGAACCCACUUACCAUACAGGCUUCAAAAUGAGAUCUUUUAUGCAUCUUUUGCUAAUUUCUGUUGUACUUUCAUAUCACGCACACCAAUCUAACCAGUGGACUAUCCAGUUUAUGCAUACAGAACACUUCUGCUCAAUUAAGGCUUGCUUAUUUUAUACUCACAGUGUUUUUUUUAUUAUCAAAGAAUAGGACUUUUAGAGUAGGAAGCACUGUGCCCAAUCAUGAUCUGUAAACAGCUGCAGAGUAGAGGAAUCACCUUGUGCAAGAAGACCCAGUGCAGGCUACAUGUUUUUAUUCUGGUGAGGGCAAGGUAUGGGAUUCUCAAACCAGGUCAUGAUUUAAGAUAAAAAUAUUACCUGGGGUGGGGUUUUUUUCAAACAAAAUGGGUUGCUCCUAAUUAACAAUAGAACCAGAAAAAGGUUUUCAAAUGUAGUGUAUAAGAUCUUGUACAGUACUGAAGAAUAAUUUGCAUAAUGAAUGGCUUGUGUGCCCACUAUAGAUGAUUUUUUAAAACUCAAAAUCAUACUCUGAGCACUUUCUGUUAUUAAAAACUUGAAGAUGCUAAAAUUUUGUCAGUUACAAUUUGGUUUUGAUGUCAUGUAGGCUGUGGUUAAUUUGAUUGUUCUUUCUCUGUUUGUAUCUCCACUGAACUAACCUCAAUGUGAUUAUUUACAAAAUCUGUUCUGGGGGUCCUCAUGUGUGACCUCUGGGCAGGGCCCGGGAGGGGGUACACUUGGCUGGGCCUGGCAGGGGGUCAAAUAGAUUAUUUAUGUAAAUCUAUUGUUCUGUACAGAGGUAUAUGUUGGAAAUAAAUAUUAUUGUACUGUU
Haliotis rubra (blacklip abalone) is the source of this 2139-nucleotide messenger RNA. RefSeq names its product protein lifeguard 4-like. Gene Ontology annotation, cellular component: membrane. The transcript is spliced from 8 exons. Bases 158 to 880 code for a protein of 240 amino acids. The record is from RefSeq and is a predicted model, not a curated record. Gene Ontology annotation, biological process: negative regulation of apoptotic process. Lineage: Eukaryota; Metazoa; Mollusca; Gastropoda; Lepetellida; Haliotidae.